AUGAGAGCCACGACAUCAGAUUCACUGGUUACAUUCAACCAGAAGAUUGUGCUGCGUUGGAAGAAACUCCUGAUCAAGAUCACAAGCAGCUGUCCUAAACGCCAUUACCGGCAUUUGAAACUCGAGAAAUCUCCUUCCACCUCGUCUUCUUCUUCACCACCAUCAGGGAAAAAAGCCACCAGCAGAGUGAUGGCUUCAUUCUUCCUCUCCUUCCAAAAGAAGAAGCAGAAGAAAGAGAAGAUGAAGCGGCUCAACGAUCUCAGGAGUUUCUCGGAUUCCGUCAGCGAAAGAACGGCAUCAAGAAAGAAGGUGUUCCCAUCCAGGCUCACCCCAACUUGCCUCGGUCAAGGCAAGGCUGGUUCACAAAAAGUCUCACAAGAUCUUGAUGCACCUAGAGACAGCACAAGCUCAUUCCUUCCAUGA
This is a messenger RNA of Microthlaspi erraticum, 423 nucleotides long. The record is from the annotation of a GenBank genome assembly. Lineage: Eukaryota; Viridiplantae; Streptophyta; Magnoliopsida; Brassicales; Brassicaceae.